This is a messenger RNA of Neoarius graeffei (lesser salmon catfish), 1672 nucleotides long. RefSeq names its product cell adhesion molecule 2a (gene cadm2a). Lineage: Eukaryota; Metazoa; Chordata; Actinopteri; Siluriformes; Ariidae. The record is from RefSeq and is a predicted model, not a curated record. The coding region runs from base 209 to 1525 and encodes 438 amino acids. The transcript is spliced from 11 exons.
ACACACGCGCGCACACGCUCAGCGCUGCGAGCCAGAGCAUCGCUCCUCCGGUGGCACAGCUCACUUUCUAGCGCCUAAUCCGACUAACGACGCGGUGGGACUGCGAAGUUGCUCUAAAAGGAGCCGGGAUCGAUCGCGGCGCACACCUGGAUAAGCGCGCAGGGAGCAGCGAAGGGACCAGAGCGCGUCGGUUUGGAACGCGAACAUCAUGCUUGGCAAGCAGCACAUGCUCUUCGCCCUGUACGGCAUCUGCGGGAUCCUGCUGAAAGCGGCGGCAGUGAAAAACAAAGUGAAAGGAGCCCAAAGCCAGUUUCCAAUUGUCCAGAAUGUGACGGUGACAGAGGGAGGGACGGCCAACCUGACCUGUCGCGUGGAUCAUAAUGACAACACCUCCCUCCAGUGGUCAAACCCAGCACAGCAAACCCUCUUCUUUGGGGAUAAGAAAGCUCUGAGAGACAACCGCAUUGAUCUAAUCCGAGCCUCAUGGCAGGAGCUCACCAUCAGCAUUCGUGAGGUUACGCUCGGAGACGAAGGGCUAUAUACUUGUUCCCUCUUCACUAUGCCUGUCAAAACAGCCAAGGCCUAUUUGACUGUACUGGGAGUACCAGAGAAACCAGAGAUCAACGGUUUUACUAAGCCAGCCAUGGAAGGAGACCAGAUCACCCUGACCUGUGUGACUUCAGGCAGCAAGCCAGCUGCAGACAUCAGGUGGUUCAGGAACGAGAAAGAGAUUAAAGGGGCAAAAGAGGUAAACGCCAGUGGGAAGACGUUCACAGUCAGGAGCUCAGUGCAGCUGCAGGUAGACAGAAAUGAUGACGGUGUGGCCUACACAUGUAAAGUGGUCCACGAGGCACUGCGGUCUGUCCCACAGCAAACAACCGAGGUGCUGGAAGUGCACUAUCCCCCUCGUGUGGAGAUCAGGCAUUCUCAAGCACUCCCACAAGAAGGAGACCUUCUCAAACUGGAAUGUGUGUCUAAUGGAAACCCCUCGCCAGACCCUGUGAAAUGGACGAAAGAUGGAGGCAAACUGCCAGACCUGGACCGCAUGAUUGUGGAUGGCAGAGAGCUCACUUUCAUAUCCUUAAAUAAAACGGACAACGGCACCUACCGCUGCGAAGCCAGCAACCAUCUGGGCACCAACCAUGCUGAAUACGUGCUUUUCGUGUAUGAUGCCCUCACUACACCCUGUCCAUCCACAACUCCUCCCCCUGUAGCCAUCCUCCCAGACACCACAGAUGCAUUAGGCGUCAAGCAGUCCGACUCUGCAGUCACCGGUCAGAGAGAUCCUAAUGCUUUGGGACAGCAUGGUCCAGAUCAUGCUCUGAUUGGUGGAGUAGUGGCCGUUGUUGUCUUUGUCACUCUAUGCUUAAUCAUCGUCCUGGGCCGAUAUCUGGCACGACAUAAAGGUACAUAUUUGACAAACGAGGCCAAAGGAGCAGACGAUGCCCCCGAUGCCGAUACAGCUAUUAUCAACGCAGAUGGUAACCACGCACACACAGAGGAAAAGAAGGAGUACUUCAUUUAGACGGCAUCUCCUCUCGCCUCCCCCCGCCUCUCUCUCUUUCCCUGCUCCAUGUAGGAAUCUUCUCUGGCAGCAGUGGAAGUUUCUUCUUCUCAUGUCCUAUGUUCUUUAUUUGAUUCCAUUUUUUUUCUUUUAUCAUUUUGUCCUGAA